Messenger RNA from Neopelma chrysocephalum (saffron-crested tyrant-manakin), 1875 nucleotides. It is a transcript of the gene GPR157, whose product is annotated as G protein-coupled receptor 157. Gene Ontology annotation, biological process: adenylate cyclase-activating G protein-coupled receptor signaling pathway; cell surface receptor signaling pathway. Lineage: Eukaryota; Metazoa; Chordata; Aves; Passeriformes; Pipridae. Bases 16 to 1017 code for a protein of 333 amino acids. Gene Ontology annotation, molecular function: G protein-coupled receptor activity. The transcript has 5 exons. The record is from RefSeq and is a predicted model, not a curated record. Gene Ontology annotation, cellular component: plasma membrane.
GCCGGGACCGGUGCGAUGCCCGCCCCGCUGCCCCCGACGGAGCUGCUGGGCUCGGAGCGGGCCGUGGUGCUCGUGUCCUGUGUCCUGUCCUGCGUGGGCUCCUCGCUCCUGCUCUGCUCCCAGGCGCUGUGGCCGGAGCUGCGGACGCGGCCGCGGCAGCUCCUGCUCUACCUGUCGCUGGCAGACCUGCUCUCGGCGCUCUCCUACUUCUACGGGGUGCUGCAGGACUUCGACAGGACCUCCUGGGACUGCGUCCUGCAGGGCGCCCUGUCCACCUUCGCCAACACCAGCUCCUUCUUCUGGACCAUGGCCAUCGCCCUCUACCUCUACCUCACCAUCGUCAGGGGCUCGCCCACGGGCACGGGCUUGCUGUGCUGCUUCCACGCCGUGAGCUGGGGUGUCCCCCUUGGCAUCACGGUGGCAGCUGUGGCUCUGAAGAAGAUUGGCUACGACGCCUCCAACGUUUCCGUGGGCUGGUGUUGGGUCAACCUGGAUGCUGAGGAUCGUGUCCUGUGGAUGCUGCUAACGGGGAAAGUCUGGGAGAUCCUGGCCUAUGUGACCCUGCCAGUGCUCUACAUCCUCAUCAAGAAGCACAUCAACAGAGCACACGCAGCUCUCUCAGAGUACCGCCCCAUCCUCUCAGGAGCACCCGCAUUCCAGCCCAGGACUUCCAUAGCGGACAAGAAGUUGAUUCUCAUCCCUGUCAUCUUCAUCUUCCUCCGCAUCUGGAGCACUGUGAGGUUCAUCCUGACCCUCUGCAACUCCCCUGCCGUGCAAAACUCAGCCCUGGUUGUCCUGCACGGAAUUGGUAACACGUUCCAGGGAGGUGCCAACUGCAUCAUGUUUGUGCUCUGCACUCGGGUGGUCCGGGCUCGGCUGCUUUCCUUCCUCUGCUGCUGCAAACACGAUGAGUCGGAUUGGCCCUGGCAGAGAUCAAACAGCUCCUGGCAGCGCCCAGAACCCCACAAGGACGUGCCAGGCCCUGAGCAGACAAAGCCACUGCUUUCCAGCACCUGAGCUGCCUCCACCUCAGCGUUGAGUCCUUCUUUCAUGGUGUGGGAUCAUCCCGGAGUCCCACAGAGGGAGCUAAAGCCCGGGAAACGCCGCUGGAGAGGCUGAGCAGAUGGAAAAGGUCCCACUCCUCCUUGCCCUCACAUACCAAAGGCUUUGGUCUUCAACUUUGCUUAGGAUCCUCUGGAAGAGACUGUUUGACUGUGCUCCAGUUUCCUGGUGUCCUUCCCUUCUUCCCCUCACCCUCCGCUAUAAAUCUUAGAAAUCGGUUUGGGGUUUUGCUUUGAGGCAAACGUGUGGUGAGUUCUGAGGUGAGCAAAUAUCACAGGGACAGGAAAACUUCAGUAGCUGCUGAAUAGGACUGUGCUGGGCAUGGAUUUCAGUCCUAGUGUGUGAAUCUUCCCGGGAGCUCCAGGCUGGCUCCUGUUCUUCACUUGAACACAGAUAACAAUGUGCAAACAAACGUCUUUGUUUGGUGGUGGUGGAUGGUUCCUCUGGAUGGUUCAUUCCUCCUCCUGGAUGGUUGAGGGCCUUCAUCAUCAGGGAUGGUGGUGGCAGCACAGGAGUUGCCUCCUGAGGAAAUCUGAACUCUGCAGAGUGCCCUGGUGCUCAGGGAUGUUCCCCAGAGCCUCCAGCAAGGACAGCCCUCCCAGCAGUGCCUGGCCAGUGCUCUGAGCUCCAGAGGUCCCCUGCUGAAGGCUGCAGUGUGUUCUUGCUUUGGGAGUGUGGCAUCAGACCUGGGGAGGGGAUGGGGGUUUUGUUUGCUAUUUGGGGAUAAUGUUUUACCUUAUUUACAGCUCCUCGUUUGCCUGGUGUUAAAAUAUUUCUCCAACUCGUACAAAAUAAAGUUUUGUUUCUUUACCA